GAAAAACGAAUGGCUGUGUAGAAACCCUUUUGGCCAAAAGAAGUUCCACCGAUAUUAACGAACCUCCUCAAUUAUAGUAAGGUAAGAAACCACUUACAACCCAUUUAUCUCUGCUUCUUCCUCAAUGAUUCACUCUUCACACACUUCAUGUGUUACUGAUUUCAAUAGAACAAGUUUUUCUGUUUUUCAAUGUACAAGAACUUAUUAUGGGAGUUUAGUGUUUUCUAAACACUUCAAAUUAGAUUUCAGAAGUGGGUUUUUGUUGGGUUAUCCUAAUUUCAAAUAUCAUGUAAUUUUGAAACCAAUUAAGAGCCAUGUUGGUGAUUUAGCUCCACCUUUAGGGUGGAAGUUAAAUGAGGUUGCUAUUGAGAGUGAUGGUUCUUCUGUUGAGAGUGUAAACACUUUGAGUUCGGAUUUGGAUCGAGUCGAGGAGAGUUACGAUGAAAAUAAAGUGGUUGGCGAUGAUGAUGGCGAUGGCGAGGAAGGUGAAAAGGAGGAGUAUGAUGGUAGGGUUGAUGUUAAAGAACUUGCUAAUAGUUUGCAGAGUGCUAAGAAUGUGAAGGAUGUGGAGGAAGUUCUUAAGGACAAAGGUGAUUUGCCACUUCAAGUUUUUUCGACUAUAAUUCGAUGGUUUGGUAAAGAAAAGAGAGUGAAAUCCGCGAUGAUUCUUUUUGAUUGGAUGAAGAAGAGGAAGAUAGAGAGUAAUGGAUCUUUUUGUCCUAAUCUUUUUAUAUAUAAUUGUCUAUUAGGUGUAGUUAAGAAGAGUGAGAAGUUUGCGGAAAUGGAAGUGAUUUUGAAUGAAAUGGCUCAAGAUGGUAUCAGCUAUAAUGUUGUGACAUAUAAUACUUUGAUGGCGAUUCAUAUUGAGAAAGGAGAAGGUGAAAAAGCUCUUGAUAUGCUUGAGGAAAUCCGUAGAAAUGGCCUUAUCCCGUCUCCGGUAUCUUAUUCUCAGGCCAUGCAGGCGUAUCGGAUAAUGGAAGAUGGCAAUGGAGCUCUGAGUUUCUUUGUUGAGUUUAGAGAAAAAUAUCGCAAAGGUGAAAUAGGAAAAGAUGACGAUGGUGAAGAUUGGGAGAAAGAAUUCAAAAAGCUCGAGAGGUUUACAGUCUGUGUUUGCUAUCAGAUAUUGCGAUAUUGGCUUGUUAGUUCUGAAAACAAGAGCAGCGAUGUGUUGAGGUUUCUUAUUUGUAUGGAUAAAGCUGAUAUUUCACUGACGCGUGCUGAACUUGAACGACUCGUGUGGGCUUGUACUCGUGAAGAUCACUACAUUGUUGUGAAAGAGCUGUACAUUCGGAUACGAGAACGGUAUGAUAAUAUCAGCUUGUCUGUCUGCAACCAUACAAUUUGGUUGAUGGGGAAAGCCAAGAAAUGGUGGGCAGCUUUGGAGGUAUACGAAAAUUUAUUGGACAAAGGGCCAAAGCCGAAUAACUUGUCAAAUGAAGUGAUAAUGUCUCAUUUCAGAAUUCUUCUUAGUGCAGCCAGGAAAAGGGGUAUUUGGAAAUGGGGUGUCAAGUUGAUAAACAAGAUGGAGGAGAAAGGAUUAAAACCUGGAAGUAAUGAAUGGAAUGCAGUUCUUAUUGCCUGUUCCAAGGCUUCAGAAACUUCAGCAGCUGUACAAAUAUUUAGAAGAAUGGUGGAAAAUGGCAAAAAACCGACUAUAAUUUCGUAUGGGGCUUUACUGAGUGCUCUUGAAAAGGGAAAACUCUACGAUGAAGCUUUCCGCGUGUGGGACCAUAUGCUAAAGCUUGGUGUUAAACCAAACGUGUAUAUCUACACAAUCAUGGCUUCAAUUUACACUGCACAGGGAAAUUUUAGUAGAGUCGACGCCAUAAUUCAAGAGAUGGUAACAUUAAGAAUCGAGGUAACAGUAGUGACAUACAAUGCAAUAAUCAGUGGUUCUGCGCGAAACGGUAUGAGUAGUGCAGCUUAUGAAUGGUUUCACAGAAUGAAAGUUCAGAACAUCACUCCCGAUGAGAUAACUUAUGAAAUGCUGAUUGAGGCCCUUGCGAACGAUGGAAAACCAAGGCUUGCGUAUGAGUUAUAUUUGAGAGCUCAGAAUGAGGGCCUCGGUCUAUCUUUAAAAGCUUAUGAUGCAGUUUUGCAAUCCUCUAAGGUUCAUGGUGCCACUAUUGAUAUAGGUUUUUUAGGACCUCCUCCCGCAGAUAAAAAGACUAAAGCGAAAGUUAGAAAAAAUAUCGACUGAAUUUACAAUCUGGCUGAUGCUCACAGGAGACUGAUAGAAAGGAACUUCAUUGGAAAUGGAUUUGCUGCAGCAAUUGGCUGCAGUUUUUAAUACCGAUCGUCUGAUCUAAAUCAACGACAAAGAUUGUUUAAAACCACUUUUAUUGUUGUAUAAUCUAGCCCGUUCGAUAUCGAAUUGACGACCAAGAUUGGUUACUGUGUGUAAAUGUGUGCUUCCUUUGCAGCAAGGAAUCUCGAUCCGAACCGCAUCACACAGUUAUGAGAAAUUUUACAAGUAAUCUAGUACACUAAAAUUAGCAUAGUCAAAUAUUUUGUAGCCUCUGUACAUUAUCUGUUGCAGCUUGAGCUUUUUUGUAUCCUUAGCCGAGAAGGUAAAAGAAUCACACUCAUGUUUACUUCAUUUUUGGUAAGAAAAGUAGAGAUGUAACACUUCCUGUUGAGUUACUGCUGAAAUUAUGACUCACAUACUUGGAUAGACAUGGAUGUUUAUUCCUUUGAAGAUUUUUGUUUUGUUAUUC
Molecule: messenger RNA, 2717 nt
Organism: Medicago truncatula (barrel medic)
Lineage: Eukaryota; Viridiplantae; Streptophyta; Magnoliopsida; Fabales; Fabaceae
Product: protein LOW PHOTOSYNTHETIC EFFICIENCY 1, chloroplastic
Exons: 1
Coding region: 125-2200 (691 amino acids)
Molecular function (GO): protein binding
Source: RefSeq, a predicted model, not a curated record